AUGUCCCUGGCACUAACAUCCGCUUCGCGCCUGAAACCCGAGGUUCGCCUGGCACAGGCUGUCUCGGAUUUUGAGGUUGACCUUUCUGGAGAGCAAAAGGCAGCUUUUCGCAACCACAAAGCCAAACCACUCCAGUCACCACCGAGUACUCAAGAUGCCAUGCGUCUUACUGCCGAGAUUGAUCGGGCGGUUGGAAAAGGUGGCCGCUGCCUGGGGCCUAGGCUGGUCAAUUUCCUGCAGGCAGCUCAGAAAUUUGCUGCAAUGGGAGACAUAAUAAUUGGAGGAUCACAUUGUCUGGUGGCCUGUGCAAUGUGGACGAAGGUGCGCACGUCGUUGACGCUCAUGACGGGAUUCUCCGCUUAUAUGGAAAAACUAUCUGUGCUUUUCAUGAAUGUCGGCCGUUCAGCUCCCCGAUUCGAAAGCAUGGCUCUGCUGUAUCCCCGCCCAAGGGAUCUGCAAUCAUCAUUUUGCGAAUAUUUCAUUAUCGUUGUUCAACUGUGUCAUGAAAUGCUGAAGUUCGCGAGCAAGUCUGUCCUGAAAAGGGUUGGGUCUUCACUAUCCGAUAGCAAUCUGGCAAAGUUCCAGACCGACCUUGAAUCACUGGGGAACACAAUCAAAGAUGAAGUGGGCAUCCUUAUGGCAAAGCGUCUGGAAUAA
Messenger RNA from Penicillium atrosanguineum, 657 nucleotides. RefSeq lists its product as uncharacterized. The coding region runs from base 1 to 657 and encodes 218 amino acids. The transcript has 2 exons. The record is from RefSeq and is a predicted model, not a curated record. NCBI's taxonomy places the organism in Eukaryota, Fungi, Ascomycota, Eurotiomycetes, Eurotiales, Aspergillaceae.